AUGCAGUCUCCGCAUCCCCGCCGCAUGCUUAAUGAUGCGAUCCGCGAAAAAUCUCUAUCGCAGCUCAUCGCUGCCAUGGAAAUGAUCAAAGCCGACCCUCGGUUUCUUUGUUCUCUUCAAGAGUUUCUUCCAUCGAUCCUAGGACGUUGUGUCCGACAUGGGAGCAUCGACUUGGUGAGAUAUCUUCUCGAGUGUGAAAAGGCACCUGUCGAGUCUCUUUCACCCCUUGCUGUCGCUGCAAAUACCUCCAUCCCUCUUCUCGAACUGCUCGUGGAUCAUGGCUGGGAUCUCAACAAGGCUGAAGCCCACAGAUUUCUUAAGCGGGGCGAUAAACUAAUCGACCUCGUCUGCGACGAUCAUCAGUUGGUUUGCUGGUUGGUUGAGCAUGGCGCACGGGUCACGGACGGCGAGGUGGACCUCUAUGAGAUCUUCCCACAGCCGGCUCCAUUACUAGAGACGUGCGCUAUCAGGGGCUCUAUUGCAACGUUCCGCUUUCUACAGAGUAAGGGAGCAUUACUGGGCCAUCGGACGCUUCAUCGAGCAGCCGGGGAGGCGGCGUCAUUUGGUGCAAACCCUUUCACUUAUCGAGAAGUCCACGAUGAGAUGACUGAAAAAGAGUCCAGGACAAGAAAGGACCGAACGGAAAUGUUGGUGUUUCUUGUGGAGGAGUUGAAACUGGACAUCAACGCGAUGGACUCUGCUGUGCCAUAUCGCGCUUACCAUUGGGGAACUCCUCUAUGUUAUGCUGCCGCAAAAGAGAAAGGAACUCAUGUAAUAAGGUGGCUGCUUGAGAAGGGAGCUCAGCCUACAGUUGAGGCUGCACAGAAUGUUGCUGACGCAGAGAUGCUGGCGAAGCUGACAGGAUGCACAGAGAAUGAGAGAAUAUUGCGUGAGUGGAAGCAGAUGCACUGA
This is a messenger RNA of Fusarium subglutinans, 912 nucleotides long. RefSeq lists its product as uncharacterized. Bases 1 to 912 code for a protein of 303 amino acids. The transcript has a single exon. Lineage: Eukaryota; Fungi; Ascomycota; Sordariomycetes; Hypocreales; Nectriaceae. The record is from RefSeq and is a predicted model, not a curated record. Gene Ontology annotation, molecular function: protein binding.